Messenger RNA from Limulus polyphemus (Atlantic horseshoe crab), 3842 nucleotides. RefSeq names its product sodium- and chloride-dependent glycine transporter 2-like. NCBI's taxonomy places the organism in Eukaryota, Metazoa, Arthropoda, Merostomata, Xiphosura, Limulidae. Gene Ontology annotation, biological process: sodium ion transmembrane transport. The transcript is spliced from 10 exons. The annotation marks the transcript as partial. Gene Ontology annotation, cellular component: membrane. The record is from RefSeq and is a predicted model, not a curated record.
UUAAGUGACCUGUAUUUAAUACAUUUUAGUAACUUUGUUCUGGACUUGACGGAGGGGCUCCAUGACCUUGGUGCUAUUAAGUGGCAGCUGGCCUUGUGUCUCCUGGCGUGUUGGGUUGUCAUCUUUUUCUGCUUGGUUCGAGGCAUCAAGAGCAUAGGAAAGGUCGUUUACUUCACAGCAUUAUUUCCAUACAUAGUAUUGGUUAUCCUUUUGAUUCGUGGAGCUACUUUAAAUGGCGCCUAUGAUGGAAUAUUAUUUUAUCUCACCCCUGAAUGGCAUCGACUCAAAGAAGCAAAGGUUUGGGCGGAUGCUGCAAUGCAAAUAUUCUUUUCCUUGUCUCCAUGCUGGGGAGGAUUGAUCACCUUGGCAAGUUAUAACCGUUUCCAUAACAACUGUUUUAGGGACUCUUUGAUCAUCACCUUUGGUAACUGUAGCACCAGCAUCUUUGCUGGAUUUGUUAUUUUUAGUAUUGUGGGAUUCAUGGCUCAUGAGUUGGGUGUUCCUGUGUCUGAGGUUGCUGCCCAAGAAGCCCACAUUGGGAAGGUGGAGGAGCCGGUGAUGGCAUAUCCAUACAGAAAGCGUCUGUAUAGAACAGGGUUGUACCAAGAUAAGAGUGGUACCCAAUCGGGGGAAACCGAACUACAUCCAGAACAGUUUACCUUGAUUGAAACCGUUGUGACAACAAUUGUGGAUACCUGUCCUCACCGAUUAAGACGUAAUAAACAUUACAUCCUGGGUCUGUGCUGUACCGUCAUGUUUCUACUAGGAUUACUGAUUUGCACAGAGGGUGGUAUGUAUGUACUUCAGCUGCUAGACAACUAUUGUGCAAGUUUUUCUGCUUUGAUCAUUGGAGUCAUUGAAGUUCUUGUGAUAGGCUGGUUAUAUGGUAUCGAACGUUUCCUUGACGAUGUCAAAGUGAUGCUGGGCUGGUACCCAUUCCAUUACCAGUAUUGGAGAAUUAUGUGGAAGUUCCUCACACCUUUCUCCAUUGUUGCUGUCCUGGUAUUUUCAUGGGUCGAUAUUCACCCGACCAAUUACGGUAGCUACGUAUAUCCAGACUGGGCAACAGCUGUUGGUUGGGCUUUAUCUAUGUUUUCAGUGUCAGCGAUUCCUCUAGUAGCUUGUAUCAAAAUCUGCAAAGCUGAUGGACCCAUUCGAAAACGAAUCAAGACACUACUGCAGCCCACAGAGGACUGGGGACCCAAGUUACAGAUGCAUCGCAUGGAGACCAGAAGUCCCAAACAUACGGACUCCCAAGUUCCACUGGCACUUCCGAAUUAUGACCCUGACUGUUAUGAUGACAACGAUUUUCCAGAUGACCAAGGUGAUGGUCAGCAAGAAGACACAUCAGAUUCAGAAGGUCUAAAGCUCAAAAUUCCCAGCUACCCUAAUCACGAAACUGGACUUUGAUCGAAACUGCUAUGGAAGUAUAAAAUUAACUAGUGGCAUGUGUCCCUCUUUUAAGCUUAAAAGGAGAGCCAUACAAUGAUGAUAACAUUCAGCAACUGGUGGGUAAACACAACAAUAAAGGGGUGUUUGGGGGAUAAAAUGUCAUUUCUGGUCAGAGAAUCAAGGUAACUGGGCUUAGCUAUUACUGUGAGGCUAUGAAUUAACCUCUUAAUUUCUCUUUGUCAACUAGCCCAGUUCCCUGUAAUUUUAAAACUUACCUGACUUUGCUAUAGAAUAUUAACAGAAAAUGUCACUAAGUCAGAGUUGAUGCCUUGGUCAGCAAAUAACUGACUUCAUUACAGAUCAGUACCACACUUAUUUUAAAAGAUACAGUAUGCUGUUAUGAUUGAUGCAACUACUAAAGGUAAUGUGUAAAUAUACCAUCUACAUACAUUAUAAUCUGUAAAUAUUCUAAAGUGCCAAUGCUAGUGAUUAGUGUUAGGGAAACUGCCUGCUGAAUUAUUAUAUCAUUUUAUAACUCAAACAUAAAACCAUUAACAUUUUCCUAUGGUAGUAAGGUGGUCUUAUUUUUACACCCUUGAUAAUCUUUAACAAAAACUACAUAAAUUCUAUUCUUCAUUUAUCUUGAGCUGAUCUGUUUUAAGUUGAAUUAACCUGUCUCACUGCUUUAGAAUAAAAUACUGUACAAGUUUCGUUGUCCGAUUGUUCUUCAGCCGAUACAUACUAAUUUAGCCAUUUUAUGUUACAUCUGAUGUGAGCAGUAAAAGAGGGAUACUGAACUGAAAUGUCACUCUUUGGUUAAAGUAAGAAAUGAAGAAAAUGAGGUAAAGUUAACUAUAUUUCUAGAUCAAUAGGAAGAGAAGUUUAAAACACUUCCUGUGAAAACUAUUCUUUAAACAAAAGCUGUUUCUUGUGUAAUUUAGGACAACUUCUAAAUGCAAGUUUAAUGAGCAGAUGGACAGUCUGUUAUUUUAUAUCUGUGGUGUUGUAACAAGAUAAUAUUUAUGUGUUGUGUUAAAAAAAGCUGUGGUUUAGUGCUGCACAUAACACUUGUAUUGCAAUUUUUUUUGAACAUCAAAUGUAAAUAAACCAAGUUAUUUAGUUUUACAGGGUUUUAUCUAAUAAUGUAAAUAUAAAUCUAAUGCAUGUUAAGAAAAAUGAUUUUUUUCUAGCUUGUAUAAAUGGGUUUUUUUUUCUGAAGUUUUGUAAACAUUGUUACAGAAGUUACACAGUUUGUCACGUUGUUAUUUAUACAAAUACGUGACAAAACCCCACAAUUAGAACCUGAUAAGUUUGUACAGGUAGUAUGAAUAGAGACAUGUUAAGUUCCUAGAUUACAGCAUAUUAUAUCUAUGUAUUAUGUAGUUUGAAAGCUUACAUUUACUUAUCAACAACAGUGUAUAUAAACUAGAAAAGAAGAUAUCUUACUGCUAUUCACUUAUCCUUGCCUUAGUAAGUCUUUGGUGCCACGUACUUGUGUGUAGUAAAGUACUUUUUUACCCUCUAAAAGUCCAUUAUUUUAACCUAUUUAGAAAAUUUUCUUAAAACAUAUGGUGAUAUUUGUUAUAAAACAUUUCUUCUGUCACACCAACACUUAAACUUUAGAGAACAGAAUAGUGUUGUAUCAAAGUAAAGGUGUAAACGUACAGUUGACUGUUUACAAUCCAAAUCUCGAUUAGAAUCGACUAGUUUAGUUUCAUUAGUGGUGGUUUUUCUAUAAGAGGGAAGUGAUUAACAUAAUCAACCAAUUACCCAACCAGUUUUGGAUAAUUACUUUGUUUCUUAGCAUAAUAUUGGCAAAUAGCUAUGUCAUAAGUAUUCACUAUCAUCGUUUCUAAAUGUGGACCACUUACAUGCUCUUGACCAUAAGACCAAAGAUGAUUACCAGCAAGGAACAUUUGUUAAUCAAUAGUAAAGUUUUAUUUGAAAGAAUUACAUUAAAAGAAAGGGGGGUAAUAUAGCAGCUCAUGCAAACAGUUUCAUUAGAGUUGAAAUUGACAAGUGUGAAAAACGUGUUGUUUUUAUACGUAUAUUAUUUUGGAGGCCACUGUACAUCUUACAAAUAGGAAUUAGCAUACAUAGAACUGACUGAACAGUAAGAAAUAAAGUGUGGAUAUUACUGAAUGUUGUUGAUUUUCUUAUAUUAAAAGUCAAAAUGUGAACAAAUCAUUUCCAAGAUGUGUUUUUUUGCUUUAAACAGUUUACACCUUCUCCUUCACUCAUAACUAUAUAUGUAUUAACAUUCAGGAAAGACUAAUAAUAUGCCAAAAUUCUACCUUUGCCAGAUUGAGUCAUAGAAAAGUAGUAAUUUGUAAAUGUAUUUAAGUUGGCCUUUUUUUGCUCUAGUGUUUAUCACAAUACUUCUGUUGUGUAGUUUAUCGUCCUUUAAGUUCUGUAUAAUCAAGUGAAAUAAAACCUUUUAGGAAAUUGAA